Molecule: messenger RNA, 4129 nt
Organism: Megalops cyprinoides (Indo-Pacific tarpon)
Lineage: Eukaryota; Metazoa; Chordata; Actinopteri; Elopiformes; Megalopidae
Gene: stxbp5a
Product: syntaxin binding protein 5a (tomosyn)
Exons: 28
Coding region: 430-3879 (1149 amino acids)
Biological process (GO): regulation of protein secretion; regulation of exocytosis
Cellular component (GO): plasma membrane; SNARE complex; cytoplasm
Molecular function (GO): GTPase activator activity; myosin II binding; syntaxin binding
Source: RefSeq, a predicted model, not a curated record
CCCGGAGCAGGCGAGGGGCAGCAGUAGAAUUGCCCCUGCUAAACAUCCGGGUGCUGCUUAGACUGCGCAGACUCCGCGCUGCAGCUGCGUUUCCGUGUUAGCUGGGGGGGAGAGAGAAGGGAAACAGCCUGGCAGAGCGAGAAAGCAGAGGAGACGCAGCGGGACACGGAGUCGGGAAAGACAGCACUGAGACGCCGCAGCCAAAUAACAAUCAGACAGAGAGUCAUCUCUGGAAAACUCGUCAGCGAUCGCUACCUGAGCACUGACGACCAAAUAUUCUGACAUGGAGAAUGCAGUGACAACACACUUUAACAUGUGAGAUUUACAGAGUAAAACAGAAGAGAGCGAGUGUGUGGCUGUUCCCCCUGUCCGUUUAUUGGUGAUCUCCUUUUUGUGGUUCAUCAUCGUCUCUGUGUUUUUGGGGGAAAAAUGAAGAAGUUUAACAUCAGGAAGGUGUUGGACGGCCUGACGGCGGUGUCCUCCUCCUCCGCAUCUCCUCAACCUGGAAACCGGGAGAAUGAUUUGAUCCAGGAGACCCUCCAAUCCGAGCAUUUUCAGCUCUGUAAGACGGUCCGACAUGGUUUCCCCUACCAACCGUCGUCAAUGGCUUUUGACCCCGUGCAGAAAAUCUUGGCCAUUGGGACCCAGAAUGGAGCUCUGAGGCUCUUCGGACGUCCUGGGGUGGAAUGCUACUGCCAGCAUGACAGUGGGGCCGCCGUCAUCCAGCUGCAGUUCCUGAUCAAUGAGGGAGCGCUGGUGAGCGCCCUGGCGGACGACAGCGUUCACCUCUGGAACCUGAGGCAAAAGCGACCCGCCAUCCUCCAUUCCCUCAAAUUCAACAGAGAGAGGAUAACAUUUUGCCACCUGCCUUUCCAGAGUAAAUGGUUGUAUGUCGGCACAGAGCGAGGAAAUAUUCACAUCGUGAAUGUGGAGUCCUUCACCCUCUCAGGCUACGUCAUUAUGUGGAACAAAGCCAUCGAACUAUCCUCUAAGGCCCACCCAGGACCCGUCGUCCACAUAAGUGAUAAUCCGAUGGAUGAAGGAAAGCUUAUAAUUGGAUUUGAGUCUGGGAUAGUGGUGUUGUGGGACUUGAAAUCAAAGAAAGCCGACUACCGCUACACUUACGAUGAGGCGAUCCACUCAGUGGCCUGGCACCAUGAAGGGAAGCAGUUCAUCUGCAGUCACUCGGAUGGCACUCUGACCAUAUGGAACGUAAAGUCCCCCGCCAAGCCUGCACAGACAAUCACACCGCACGGAAAGCAGCCCAAGGAUGGAAAGAAGCCAGAGCCUUGCAAGCCCAUUCUGAAAGUGGAGUACAAAACAACCAGAGCCGGAGAUCCGUUCAUGAUCCUGUCUGGAGGCCUGUCGUACGACACGGUGGGAAGAAGGCCGUGCCUCACUGUUAUGCAUGGAAAGAGCACCGCUGUUCUAGAGAUGGACUACCCCAUCGUGGACUUCCUAACGCUCUGUGAAACGCCAUAUCCAAAUGAUUUCCAGGAACCUUAUGCUGUAGUUGUCCUUCUUGAAAAGGAUUUAGUAGUUAUUGAUCUUGCACAAAAUGGUUACCCAAUAUUUGAGAACCCAUACCCACUCACCAUUCAUGAGUCUCCAGUGACGUGCUGCGAAUAUUUCGCCGACUGCCCUGUGGAUCUCAUACCUGCACUUUACUCUGUUGGCUCCAGACAGAAGCGGCAAGGCUAUAGUAAAAAGGAAUGGCCUAUAAGCGGAGGUAACUGGGGUCUUGGUACACAGAGCUACCCGGAGAUCAUUAUCACAGGGCAUGCAGAUGGGUCAGUGAAAUUCUGGGAUGCUUCUGCAAUAAUGCUCCAAGUACUGUACAAGCUGAAGACAGCCAAGGUGUUUGAGAAGGCUCGGAAUAAAGAGGAUAAGCCCAACACGGACAUUGUGGACGAGGACCCCUUCGCCAUCCAGAUCCUGUCCUGGUGCCCGGAGAGCCGGAUGCUGUGUGUGGCGGGAGUCUCCGCCCACGUCAUCGUCUACAGGUUCAGCAAACAGGAGGUGAUGACUGAGGUGGUACAGCUCCUGGAGGUGAGGCUGCAGUAUGAGCUGAAUGACAUGGAGUCUCCAGACGCGGGAGGGGAGCAACCUCCGGCUCUGCCCACCCCGGGAGCCACCUCCAGCCCGCAGGCCAGUGCCCCCCAGUCCCACCCCUCCACCAGCAGCAGCUCCUCCGACGGCAUCCGGGACAACGUGCCCUGCCUGAAGGUCCGCAGCACUCCUCUCAAGCAGUCGCCGGGGUACCAGGUGGAGCUCGUCGUUCAGUUGGUGUGGGUCAGUGGGGAACCACCGCAGCAGAUCACCAGCCUGGCCGUCAACUCUUCCUAUGGCCUUGUGGUUUUCGGCAACAGCAAUGGCCUAGCAAUUGUCGAUUACCUUCAGAAGACUGUCCUGUUGAACCUGGGAACGAUCGAGCUGUACGGGUCAAACGACCCCUACCAGAGGCAGCCACGGUCCCCUCGCAAAACCAGACAGCCGUCUGGAGCAGGUCUGUGUGACAUUAGCGAGGGAUCCACCACUUCAGAAGACCGCUGCAAAUCCCCAACUUCAGACGCAGCCUCACCCUGCAGUUCCGAUGGUGACCAUAAACAGCCUAAUUUUAUAGAGAAGGUGAAGAACAAAAGCCGAAAGUUUUCCAAGACAGUUGUGAGUGACAUAGCAAAGAUGUCACGGAAAUUAAGCUUGCCUACUGAGCUAAAGCCAGACUUGGACAACAGGGACAACUCCUUCAGCCGCUCACGGAGCUCCAGCGUGACCAGCAUCGACAAGGAGUCCCGCGAGGCCAUCACCGCCUUCCACUUCUGCGAGACGUUCACCCGCAAGACGGACAGCGCCACCACGCCCAGCCUGUGGGUGGGCACCUCGCUGGGCACCGUGCUGGUGAUUGCCCUCAACCUGCCGCCCGCCGGUGAGCAGAGGCUGCUGCAGCCCGUCAUCGUGUCGCCCAGCGGCACGUUGAUAAGGCUCAAGGGGAGCAUCCUUAGAAUGGCCUUCCUGGACGCGACGGGGUCGUUCCUCCCCCCGGCCUACGAGCCGUGGUACGAGCCCAACGCCCCGGACGACCGGGACGAGAAGGACAAGGUGAGGAAGCGGCGGCCGGUGUCGGUGUCCCCCUCGUCGUCUCAGGAAAUGAACGAGAACCAGUACGCGGUCAUCUGCUCGGAGAAGCAGGCCAAGGUCAUCGCGCUGCCCUCGCAGACCUGCAUCUUCAAACACAACAUCACGGAGACGUCCUUCGUCCUGCGGGCCGACGUCGUGCAGAUGAGCAACGGCAUCUGUGUGGCCUGCUUCUGCGCCAACGGCCACAUCAUGACUCUAAGUUUGCCAGGCCUAAGACCACUAUUGGAUGUAAAUUACCUGCCCCUGACUGACAUGCGGAUAGCUAGAACUUUCUGCUUCACCAACAAUGGGCAGGCCAUGUACCUGACCUCCCCCACGGAGAUCCAGCGAAUAACCUACAGCCAGGAAACAUGUGAGAACCUACAGGAGAUGCUGGGAGAACUGUUUACGCCGGUGGAAACGCCUGAGGCUCCCAACAGGGGCUUCUUCAAGGGCCUCUUUGGGGGAGGUGCCCAGUCCCUGGACCGGGAGGAGCUCUUCGGGGAGUCGGUGGCCGGGAAGGCCUCACGAAGCCUCGCCCAGCACAUCCCCGGCCCGGGCGGAAUUGAGGGCAUGAAGGGGGCAGCCUCGGGCGUGGUGGGCGACCUGGCCCGCGCCCGGAUAGCGCUGGACGAGAGAGGGCAGAAACUUAGCGAACUGGAGGAGAGGACAGCAGCCAUGAUGGCCAGCGCAGACUCCUUCUCAAAGCACGCACACGAUAUGAUGCUAAAGUGCAAAGACAAGAAGUGGUACCAGUUCUGAUCUUAAGAGCCAAAGGGACUCGGCGGUAAUGUACACAGCUUCAUCUGGAAGAUACUUGCCCUUCUCCCUCCCCCCAUUUAUUUCUGCUGGACAAGGGGAAUUCAUCUCGGAGGACUGCUGUUUCCUAGCACAAUAUCCUACACUGUAUUACCUCAGUCACACGGCUUUAACUGAGGAGCAGACUGGGAAAAAAUAUCUAAAACAAUUCAAAAGGAAAAAAAAAUUACCUUGAAGGUGUCUUUUUUUUGUU